AUGCAAAUGGAAUCAUGGCGACAACGAGGAUAUGUCCCUGACUCGGACGAGGAAGAUGGGUUUGAUUCUCUAGAUACGAAGAAUGGCAAUGUCGAAAAUAGCCUUACUAUCGAAAAUCUCGACUAUAUUGACAACUCUUCAUCAUCGCCGAAGGAAGGGACGACGAGUGCAACGAAGGAACAACGGGCUGAGAAUGGCUCCAUCACACUCUCAGAUACAGAGGAAGGGCUUCGCCGCAACACGAGUCGAGCAAGUCCUCACUUUACAAAUGCAGCACAUGACGAAACGACACCAAAACAAAGAAGAGGACGCAAGACUUACGGACUUCGAUCGUCGGCUACGAAAUCGACCAAUCGCCACAGCGGCGAGCUGCAUGAUACCCAUGCCCCCACAAAGGGUAAAGGUAGCAUAUACGACUUCCCGGAGUCAUCACAGGAAUAUGACAGGUCUCAAUCAAAGCCCUUGAGUCGCGAGUCUACGCCGAAGCCGUUGAAGACCGCACGGCCAUCGCAAUCACAAGUUAUAGCAGAACCGCACACCUCAGAGGCCAAGACACAGGAUGGUAUCUCAAGUACUCGGAGCUCCUCACCUGACGAAUUAGUAUUGAUCCCUCAGCCAGUCCGAAAGAAGAAACCCUUGGCCCAGCAUGUCCAGCCAACGGAGGCGCCACUAUUACCACCACCACUAUCACAAGAGAUAUCAGAAGAUGACUCACCAUUAUCUUCUGUACCGUCAUCCUUUGGCUCCCCGCCGGCCAAAGAUUCUACGGAAAUACAUGAAGAUGGUGUGAUGGAGGCAGAACCAGAAAGACCGGCAGAUAAGGAGGCAGAUUCACAGAAAGCAGUGCUCGUUGAACUAGAUGCCAACCCCGAUGUAUUACCUCAGCUUGAUAUUCCCGAAGAAGUGUUGCGAGAAUUACCGCAUGCUACGCAAAGAACAUUCCGAAAGCGCAAUGCCAUUCAGAUGCACCCAUACCAUCUGGAACAGCUCAAGUUUGCCCAGCAACUGCAAGCGCGGGGUGUCAAGCCUUUCGGUCGACCUCCACAGCAAAGACAGCAGGUUACCGAUGAAAGUCAAGGGCAGGAUUCAUAUGAUCCCGAUGCACCUCCGUCAAGUCCUCCUCUUGAAGAGUAUCUUCCGCCGAUAAGACAUGAACGACAUCGUGGCGCACAAUCUGCUGCGCAAGGGCAAGAAUGCAACGACUCAGAGCGUUCUAGGCUACCGCAAGCCCAUCUGACAAAGCGUCAGAAGACUUCUCAUUCUGGAACCCCGAAAGAAAAUCGAAAUCUACACAAACCGUCUAAGCCUCGUGGCAUUAGAGACAAAAAUAGAGCUACUGGGAAUCAAAACAGUAUUUCUAUCUAUGAGCUAUCAUCUAGCCCCCCACACGCAGGCCGUUUAUCUUCGUCCUCAAGAACCCCUCGUGCCUCAGAGGGAGGGUUCCGGUUCCCUCGUGGGUGGUCGCCGCCAGGAGAAGUUACAAAAUCCGGGGCACAGGAAACAGAACAAGCCGGCGAGAUCCAAUCGCCUGGUGCGGGUACCGAUGAUGAUAAUGAUGAUGAAGAGGAAGUACAGUCCAUCUCGUCCAACAGCCAGAGUGAUCAAGAAGAAACCAAGUCAGAUGCUGAAGAACGUGAAAUUCGACGAUUCCAACGAAUGAUCCGGGGAGCGCUGCCUGCGUCACAUGCGCGACUGAAUCUGAAGAAAAAUGCAGAUAAGGAAAAAGCUGCUCAACUAGAUCGCCAUGCUUUAUUACAACGACCGGAUGGAAAGGGCGUUGCGCGGAAGCUCAUUCGAAGGGGUGAUCGCUCAAGGCAACUAGCAACGCAACAAGCAAGAGGCUUGUUUGAUCUUGGAGAUUCUGACUCGGACGAUGAGGACAACCAUAAUGGUGUCACAGGACAUGUCUCUAUACCUGAUGACUCCAGUCAGAGGUUGACUGACACCCUUGGCCUCGAAGACCCUUUCGCGCUGGAAGAGGGUGAUAUAUCCGAGGAUAAUCGCGUUGACUACAUGUUUGCGUCUGUUCCGCGCAACUCAACAGGUUCUCGGCACAAAACAAAUAGUUUAAAGAGGCCGAAAUCGAAACAAAGUUUACUUAAUGGGGAGAGACAGCCCAAGAGGCCUCGACAAACCCGAAUGACCGAUGCCUCAUAUGGAACACGAAGGACCAAGAAACCCUCAACUGCGCAGCGCCCAAGAAUAGGAAUCUUGGAUGCGCCAGAUGUUGCCGCAAAGCCUCGCAAAGAGCAAUCGCGACUGCUUCGGGUAGCGACAAGACGACCACGCUCACGCAAAGAUGGGGGUAGGCAAAGUCCCACUCAGAAGUUUGUGAAACUGGCCUCAAGGGAGGACACAGUGGAUGCAAAUGAGACUUUGCGGGAUUGGAAAAGGGGAGCGAUCCAACAGGCUAAGAUUAGUCCACCUCGUCCCAGAGCUCGCCAGCACCGACAUUGGACAACAAAUCUUUCAAUUCUCAGUGCUCGGGCUAAAUCGAAUGCCAAAAAUGGCCGGAUACCGAACCUAUUCCUCGAUGCAGAGGUAGACGCCGAUGUUUCGGACAUCGACACAGUGGAACCGGAACAGACACAGGAACCACCUGAAUCUAGCGCAGUACCAGUCCUGCCAAACCAAGCCUCAGUGGCCGAGCCCUUGCCACGUCGAAAACCAGUGCAACACGGUCACACGUGGGUUGUUCCUAGAAAUCUUGCCAUAACAUCUUUGAAGAGGAACACAAUGAGGCCUGCGGCAACUAGUUUGGCAGGCCCUGAUAGAAGCCAAAAAGUGCUUCCCGCCAUGUUCAACCAGUCAUUGUCUAUUCUUAACCGACACUAUAAGAAUCAGCGCACAUCUCGACCCUACAAGCCUAGCCUGACCUUGGAUCGAUAUGUGUCCGACAGUGGAUCGUUGAGUACUAGAGGCAAUUCCUCGCCCAAGCAUGCUUCUGUUGCUGCUGCUGUUGCCGCUUCGGCUGAAGUAAAAACUCAAAGCCCAAUUCAAAAAGCCCCUGUAUAUCGACGGCGUUCGAAGAAGCAUCUCCCCAACCGAAUCAAUCUUGAUGCCGAUGAAUUCCGUCACAAUCCAGAUCCUGCUACCAUAGUCUUCGAUGACCCGGAACCGCCUACCAUAACGGACGCCGCAAAUGCACGUCCUUCGUCUUUCAGCGUCGGCGGUCUUUUCAACUGGCAACGCUUUUAUCCGGUCGACUUUGGAGUGCCGUCCCUACGUGACAACACAUUCUUCCAUGAGACUACAUUCAUAGGAAGCGGGGAAUUUUCUCGUUCAUUGCGAAUCACAGAGCGGGACUUCGAUGGGGAUGCUACUUUAUUCCCGAUUCAGCUCAGAGACAAGACAUUCCAAUGGGGUCGCUGGAACGAUGCAGUAUCAUCAGAGAUGGGGCAGGUCUUCGAUGUCAUAAUCGAUAAUGUUGAGCGAAGUGCUGUUACCUCCCCAGAGACGGGCAUGACGGCUGCUCUAGGUGUGGCAUCGAGGCUAUACAGGUUGUUGGUCAAAUACAUUACUCAAAACCUAGCUUUCAUCGACCCAGUUGAUCGUACGGGGUUUGUCACUAGAGCAAUUGGCCUGGUCUCCCAGGUGAGAGACCCGUUGGCUGCCUUUCUGACUAGCGAAGAAUACAACAAGAGCGGACUCGUCAAGAUUGCUUGCUUCAACAUGAUUUUCUCCAACCAGAUCUAUCAAAUUGCUUCUCAUCGGCUCGUCAGCCCUGCGCUUGCGACCGAAGCUUUGGAUCUUGUUAAAAUAUCCGCUAAAGAUGUCGCAGGCUUGAUCACGUCCAGAGUUGGUUCUUCCGAGUUUAAAACAUUGUUCAAGGAAAACAACGAGCCUGAACGCCGGGAGUUGGGGUUGCGCGAUGAAUAUCCAUCGGUGGAGGCUUACGUCGUCACCAAACAUCUUCUACGCAGCUCAGACAACUACAAGGGCUGCUUUGAAGAUAUCCAGCUUGAGACUUUCAACAAUGGAAUUAUUCGCAAUGAAAGGGACGUAGGCAGCUUGGAGGCUGGAUGGCGUGGGAUAUUCACAGUCUUGCCCUUCAACGAAAUAGAUCUGCUUGGGAUUGCGCGCCCUGGUUACCAGUUGACAGCUACCAAUGACAAUUGGAAAUUAGCCAAGCGGCUUCUCGCCCCAGCUCUGGACCAUUUUGAGUCCAACUCUAAGACACAACCCAUCUCAUACAACAGCUACUGUCGAACCUUGUUCCUUAGAUGUCAUCGGCUUAUCAAUUCAUGGGGGUGGAGAGAAUGCAAACCUAUUCUGGACACGCUAUUCGACUUCUUCGCAAAGAACACACUCCACAACCUGAAACUCGAGGACGCUCGUGGCUCGCCUUCAUUUCUUGACGAACUUGAUAGCAAUCCUUCUCUGGAUGUCCGGGUGGGGGAACCGUGUUUCCACACAUUUCUCAAGAUCGUAGCAAGCGGUCUCCGCUUUUUGGCGAAGAGAUAUGACAAGAAAAAGAUUCGAAACUUUGCCUGGCGUCUGCUGCCUAAUCACGGCCGUGUAUACCCGAAAGAGCAGCCAUUGCAGCACGAGGACCUCGAUGCACUAAGAAAUCACCACGAUCUCCUCAGCACCCUGUACUGGGCUGUUCCCGAUGGGUGCCGUCCUCGGCUUGAGACGAUACGCAAUCUGGUCCAUCCUGCCACUUCACAUCGUGAAGCGUGCAGUAUCAAUUUGCGCGCAUGGUCAAGGCUUGUUCGAUUCAAGCUUUCCACGGAUGAAGAGGUUUCGGGGCUGGAUCCAUUUGGAGACUGGUAUGGCUAUUUCGUUACAGAGCUGCAACAACAGCAUUCAUAUGCUCGCAAAGAGAUCGAGGCUCAAAAUACAGGCGACAAUCGGGUUUCUCAACAGCUUGUUGAACGCACAAUCUCGCAGAACCAGCGGCAGAUUGAGACCUUGCUGAGCAAUGCGCUUAGCGGGCUGCGGAUUGCUGUCCAGCUAGCUCCGAAACUGGAGCAUGCACACAGGCUUGUUCUGAGAACUCCUUUCGAGUCUAUCCUUACACUUUUCAACCCCAAGCUCCCGCGCGUGAACGUCGUUGUAUCUGAGGCACUGCGAGUCCUGGUAGUGUACACUCAGAAAGACGUUCCAGCUACAUCCACAUCAGAUGCUCCUGCGGCAGUGGCUACUGAUGAGGACAGCCAGGAGUUCGGUGAUUGGGAUGCCAUUCAGGCUGUUUGGGACCAGCAAAGUACCCCAAGUGAAGGUAUUGAACAUGUAGAGAAAUUUUUCCAUCCGAUUGUUUCUCGUCUUGUUUCGAACUGCUUUGGCGAGGACCACUGUCCAGAGGAUGCGAUUCUUCUCAGUGUGGUGGAAUGCUGGACAUCAAUCGCCCAGGUUCUUAUUCGCCAUGGCCUCCGAAAUUGGGACAAUUAUUUGAGCGAGUUCGGUGAUGAUUCCUGGACGCGGCUUCGGCAGACAGUCCAGACAAGAAAGUUUGCACCGCUGUUCCUUGCGGCAUGCAUUGAAAAGGACGCACAGAUUAUUUCUGACUGCCGAACUCAAGUUAUGAGUAUGUGGAUGUCAUCGCUGGUAGAGCGCUCCUCAAUGUUCAAGUUUCAACAUCGUCUCACGGAGGCGCUUUUGAAUGGAAGUCCAACGGAUCCCUUGCUUGCCAAUCUCCCGUUCUCUAAGGAUAAGAAAAUUGGCCGGUAUACGGUCACAAUGGAGGAAAUUAGCUCUCGGCGACUAUCUCUCCUCUCGAGCCUAUCGUCUAAUAUGCGCGAGCAGCUCCAGGAGAUGGAACUUUCUGGCAAUCGAAACUUCACUAUGACAAAGCAGGAGUACUCCGAGAUACUUCAGCGGGUGAUGACUUCCAUGAAAGACAACUACCAAGAGCUAGGCAAUGGAACAGUGCAGGCCGCUCAGGGGGAAUACGUCGAAUUUGUGCAACGCGUCAUCGGUUUCCUCCAGCAACACACCAGUGAUAUCAAACCCAUCGACCCCUUCUUCACGGACCCUGCUUCGUUCCCUUUGCCAUCUACGGACCCACGCUACAUUGUUGCGAAGCUCAAACGCUACGAGUCGAAGUUGUCUUCCAGCAAAGAGAUCCAGACCUUGAUCGGCUUCGUCCAGAGCAUUUCCGAGCGCGCUGCCAUUGAUGGCCAACAGUGCUAUCUGGUUGACCAACUGCACACCUCGAUGAAGAAUACCUACGAAUCUGGAGACAACGAAAAACCCACUCUCCGCGCCGUUCUUUUGCAAUGCGUGUUUCCAGCGUAUCUCGAAGCGACUCUUCCCAACCGCGCCGCCUGGAUUCUCAGCCGUCCUAUCAUCCAGAUCAUCACACUGGAGUUCAAGAACCUGCUGUGUAACAUAGAUACUCUGGAUGCAGCCUGUGUCUCUUCUGUCAUUGAUAUCAUUGAUGUUGUGUGCCGAGCCUCGUGUCAAGCACUGGGUGUGGUCGCAUUCCGUCGCCAUUGUCUGCAAACUCCUACGACUUUACUCAUGCUUGCCGCCUUCCUAGACAUGAUCUCCUCGGCGCUGCCAGUGGUAGAUUACAUCGAUCGAGCCACUAACGCAGGAGAGAGUAUUAUCACGCACAUCGAGUGGAUCCGCGAUUUUACCAAUGUCGUGAGUACAUGUCUUCAGAACACAGAUCUAGACACAGACUCGCCCUCGAGCAAUUCCCAUAUCACAUUCCCUGCGACAUCCCCGCCGUCUGAUAGCAGGAAAACCGAACUCUUCGGGACGGCUAACACCCUCGCCUCGAAUGACCUCCAGCUCUAUCUCAGAAAAUGGUCUCAUCAUCAGGAUAAGUACUACUUUACUCGACCUGGUCAUGAGUCACAGGAAAUCACAAUCGAGCCUGAGAUUGCGGCUCUGGUGGCUAGUCCAAGUGAAACGGAAAAGGUCUUUGAGAAUGCGGCGAGGGGAUUCUUUGCUCGUGCAAAUGCUCUGGAGUUGUUGUUUUGA
Messenger RNA from Penicillium vulpinum, 6933 nucleotides. RefSeq lists its product as uncharacterized. Gene Ontology annotation, biological process: replication fork processing; double-strand break repair via homologous recombination. NCBI's taxonomy places the organism in Eukaryota, Fungi, Ascomycota, Eurotiomycetes, Eurotiales, Aspergillaceae. Bases 1 to 6933 code for a protein of 2310 amino acids. The record is from RefSeq and is a predicted model, not a curated record. The transcript has a single exon. Gene Ontology annotation, cellular component: nucleus; Cul8-RING ubiquitin ligase complex.